GCUGCUGCUGCUGCUGCUGCUGCUGCUGAGGGUGCUGCUGAGGCUGCUGCUGCUGCUGCUGAAGAUGCUGCUGAAGAUGCUGCUGAAGAUGCUGCUGAGGCUGCUGCUGCUGCUGCUGAAGAUGCUGCUGAGGCUGCUGCUGCUGAAGAUGCUGCUGAGGCUGCUGCUGCUGCUGCUGCUGAAGGUGCUGCUGAGGCUGCUGCUGCUGCUGCUGCUGAAGAUGCUGCUGAGGCUGCUGCUGCUGCUGCUGAAAGUGCUGCUGAGGUUGCUGCUGCUGCUGCUGAAGAUGCUACUGAGGUUGCUACUGCUGCUGCUGCUGAUGAGGCUGCUGCAGCUGUUGCUGAGGCUGCUGCGGAGGCUGUUGGGGAGUUGCUCGCCGGCGCCGCCGGUGCAGCAGCAGCAGCACGUGCAGCACAAGCAGCAGCAGCAGCACGAGCAGCAGCAGCACCAGCGAAAGUAGUAGGGGCGGAUGCAGGGAACUCAGUGCCAGCAGCAGCAGCAGGAGCAGCAGCAGAAGCAGCAGCAGCAGCAGCAGGAGCAGCAGCCGCCACAGCGACAGCAGCGGGGAGCGAGAACGCGGCAGCAUCUGCAGCAGCAGGAGAAACAGCGCAGCAGCAGCAGACGCAUCAGCAGCAGCAGCAGCAGCAGCUGCAGCAGCGCUUGCUUCUCAAGCUCCGCUGGCCCUGUCUGCAGCAGAACCCGCUACAGCAGCAGCAGCAGCAGCAGCAGCAGCAGCAGCAGCAGCAGUUGUAG
Eimeria necatrix is the source of this 753-nucleotide messenger RNA. RefSeq lists its product as hypothetical. Lineage: Eukaryota; Apicomplexa; Conoidasida; Eucoccidiorida; Eimeriidae. The transcript is spliced from 2 exons. The annotation marks the transcript as partial. The record is from RefSeq and is a predicted model, not a curated record.